AGCUGCGGGCACCUGGGAAGGCCAGCUCCUCCCACCGGCGUGCCACCUCUGUGCUUCGAGGCCGCGCUCUGCCACCAUGAGCGGAUGCCCAUUCUUGGGGAGCAGCUCUGGAUACACUUUUAGAAAUCUAUCUGUAGAAGACAGUGAAGGCCAAACACGGAGCGGUGUGAAUAAAGCCAGCAAGGGAGGACUUGUCUAUGAGAGCUACCUGCAUUUGGAGAAAAUUUUGAAUGCACAAGAACUCCAAAGUGAAAUAAAAGGCAAUAAAAUCCACGAUGAGCACCUCUUCAUCAUCACCCACCAAGCCUAUGAACUCUGGUUCAAGCAGAUUCUCUGGGAACUGGAUUCUGUUCGAGAGAUCUUUCAGAAUGGUCAUGUCCGGGACGAGCGGAACAUGCUGAAGGUGGUGGCCCGCAUGCAGCGCGUCGCGGCCAUCCUCAAGCUCCUUGUGCAGCAGUUUGCUGUCCUGGAGACCAUGACGCCCCUGGACUUCAACGACUUCAGAGAUUACUUAAUUCCUGCAUCAGGCUUCCAGAGUCUACAGUUCCGCCUAUUAGAGAACAAGAUAGGGGUUCUCCAGGACAUGCGAGUGCCCUACUCCAGGAGACACUACCGAGACAGCUUCAACGGACAGGAGAACGAGAUGUUGCUCAGGUCGGAGCGCGAGAAGACCCUGCUGCAGCUCGUGGAGGCAUGGCUGGAAAGAACACCUGGGUUAGAGCCACAAGGAUUUAACUUCUGGGGAAAGUUUGAAAAGAAUGUCAUCCAAGGGUUGGAAGAGGAAUUUCUAAAGAUUCAGGCUAAAGAAGAGUCUGAAGAAAAAGAGGAACAGAUGGCUGAAUUUCAGAAGCACAAAGAGGUGCUGCUGUCCUUAUUUGAUGAGAAGCGCCAUGAGCAUCUCCUUAGUAAAGGUGACAGACGCCUGUCGUACCGAGCUCUGCAGGGAGCACUGAUGAUUUAUUUCUACAGGGAGGAGCCCAGAUUCCAGGUCCCCUUCCAGCUGCUGACGUUCCUCAUGGACGUGGACAUGCUCAUAUCCAAGUGGAGGUACAACCAUGUGUGCCUGGUGCACCGGAUGCUGGGCAGCAAGGCGGGCACUGGAGGCUCCUCUGGGUACCACUACCUGCGCUCAACCAUGAGUGACAGAUACAAAGUAUUUGUGGAUUUAUUCAACCUUUCAACAUAUCUGGUUCCCAGAUCCUGGAUCCCAAAGAUGAACCCAAGCAUUCACAAAUUCCUUUACACUGCAGAAUACUGCGAUAGUUCUUACUUCAGCAGUGAUGAUUCAGACUAAAUUCACGCGGGGAAUCUGUGAACAGUAGUUUCCCACUCUUUGUAUUUCCUGAGUUUUUCAAAUUGAUGUAGAGUCAAUGCGGUAUAUUUGGUAAUGUAAUAUAUUUGUAAUGAAUGCCUCACCACCGUGGUCUUCUGAUUUGAUCCUGGAAAUAAUGGUCUCGUGCUGCGAUAAUGCGAACAUUGAGGCAAAGUGCAGUUUAGUUAGAUGGUGACACAGGAUGUGGGGGACUUUACUAUUAAAAUGUCAGUUUCCUUUAGCACUUACCUUAAUGUAUAUACUAAAUGUAGCCACCGUACUGCUUCAUAUUUUACAGGCAUUUGAACCAACAAAGUGUGCCAUUCUGUGCAGAGCCUUUUGGAACACAGUGUGUAAAAUAAUAAAUUUGGUUGUUUUCAAAAUGU
Octodon degus (degu) is the source of this 1698-nucleotide messenger RNA. RefSeq names its product tryptophan 2,3-dioxygenase (gene Tdo2). The coding region runs from base 77 to 1294 and encodes 405 amino acids. Gene Ontology annotation, molecular function: metal ion binding; heme binding; L-tryptophan 2,3-dioxygenase activity. The transcript is spliced from 12 exons. The record is from RefSeq and is a predicted model, not a curated record. Lineage: Eukaryota; Metazoa; Chordata; Mammalia; Rodentia; Octodontidae.